Molecule: messenger RNA, 2349 nt
Organism: Enhydra lutris kenyoni (northern sea otter)
Lineage: Eukaryota; Metazoa; Chordata; Mammalia; Carnivora; Mustelidae
Product: nudix hydrolase 7
Exons: 4
Coding region: 30-929 (299 amino acids)
Biological process (GO): coenzyme A catabolic process; nucleoside diphosphate metabolic process
Molecular function (GO): manganese ion binding; acetyl-CoA hydrolase activity; magnesium ion binding
Source: RefSeq, a predicted model, not a curated record
UCUCCGUCCGGAAACAAACUUUCUCCUAGAUGUCACGACUCUGUGCAUCCCCGGAGCGGCUCAGAAAAAGUUUGAUAGAUGAUGCUAAGGCCCGCUUAAAAAAGCAUGAUGUUGGAACGAAAUAUUCUCACUUGUCGUCUAACAAAUAUUCUGUCCUUUUACCAUUGUUGGCCAAAGAAGGAAAACUCCAACUGUUGUUCACCCUCCGGUCGGAGAAGCUACGAAGGUCACCUGGAGAAGUUUGCUUCCCUGGAGGCAAGUCUGAACCCACAGAUAUGGAUGAUGUGGCCACGGCGCUCCGGGAAGCCCAGGAGGAAAUAGGGCUACAUCCUCAUCAAGUGGAGACUGUCUGCUGCCUGGUGCCAUAUCUGCUUGACGGGAACAUGGCGAUGUCCGCAGAGGUUUUUGGGUGUCAGAGCUUGAGGAGGGCUGCUGGCUGUUUGCCACCUGUGCUAGCCCUGCAGGUUAGUGGGCGGUGGGCCUCCAAGCCCACCCCCGGCAUCCCUUUGCCGUACGUGUAUGUACUGCUCUUUGCAACGUCCUCAGGAGACUGGUCUCCUCCUCCUCUGUACAUGGCCGAUACGUUUCCAUUCAUUCUUGUUCACUUCGCUCCCUCUGAAGCUUCGAUUCCUGUAAACAUAUCAGUGCCUUUCAGUGGUGUAUCCUUUCCUGGGAAUGUUUCUAAAAGCAUGUGGCCUCUUCCAGGGGCCCUGAAGUGUUCCUUGUCUCUGGGGACCACAGCAACAGCCAGUCUCCACGGGAUCCCAACUGAGCAAGUGGCUGAAAUUCGGUCUUUCCUUGGUCCCACAAUGUCUGCCAUGCAUCCCGCAUCCUUUUUUCCUUCGGAGACAGACACCUGUAUUUUGGGAACUGUGUGUCCAGACAUGCUUUUCAUCCGCAGAUUUCUAAAACCUCUCCGACUUCUCUAAACUUGAACCAUGCUAAACGUGCCUGACUUCCCUUCUGAAACUUUCAGUCUCAAACCAUUCUCUCCCUUUGUGGCUUUGAUUUUUUUUCCCCACCAGUUACUUCCUCAGACUCUGACAGGCGAGGCCAAGGGCCAGCACUGGCCACGCGAAGUUGCUUGUCCACACCCGUGCCUCGCAGCUUGGCCCAUAGAGUGAGGAUGAAUUUGUGCCCCUAGCUCAGCCCUCGGGAAGCCCUCAGCUGAGAGCUCUCCACGGCAGCAUGUAAGCCAUGUGCGAGGCUGGUGUGUCAUCUCUUUGAAAUGUGGUGAUGUUUGUGUCUUCAGAGCCCAUAAGCACUGUGCUCUAGAGGGUGGGCAGCAGGCUGGUGAAUCCCGGUUUCUGCCAAGUACUAGCUGGCCCUGACCUUGAGCAGGUUGCACAGGUCUCUGAUUUCCACUGUUAAAGCUCCUUCAGGGUCAUGCUGUCGUGCAGAAGCAGGGAGAGGGUGCUGGGUCCUAGACCAGCGCCCCAGAGGCUGUGGUCACUUCAUGGUGACAGCAGCCACAAACUGCAUGCUGAACCAACACUGCGAGUUCUGUCCAGAAUGUCCCUUUCAUAUUCUUAAUUAUGUUUCUGAAAACUCACACCUGCAGCUUUCCACCCUUCCCUGCUCACAGGGAGCCUGGAGGGCCUGAGAACGCACUUGGCCAGACAGUCCUUCACCAGUGGCUGUGCUGAGGGGCAUGACAGCCCAGCUCUGUGGUGUACUUUACCCCAGAUGCCCCGCAGGGUCCUCGCCUGCCUUCCUCCCAACCUCCUGCUUUGUCCUGAGAGCACUUCCUUAAGAAAUCACUUGCAUCCGAGUGUUCCCCAUCUCCCAGAGACCGUUUCUGGGAAGCCCUGUGGCCCAAGAGGCUGAGAUUCACCCAGGGCCAGGUGGUGAUUGCCAUUGGUGGAACGCCGAUUCUGCCCUGGGGCCACUUAGGACCCCAGAUUUCCCACCCAAAGGAUGGCUGAAGACUAUGCUCCCGUCUUCCACCCCUGGUCUGGACAUUGACUUUCACCAUUAAUUCAGUCAAUGGUCUGAGUGAUCACUGUUCUUAAACAUGCUUCAGCUGUCACUCCCUUAAGAAUUUUCCACAGACCUGUUUAUCCUGCUCUCCUGUCCCAGCCUCAAGGUACAGGCCUGGCUUUUCCCAGCCCCUUUCUCUCUGUAUGCCCCCCCCUCAGAAUUCCAGAUUCUUCUGCCUGUCCACGUCAAGCUUAUGCAGAUUUUAUCUUAUUAUUAUGCAGCUCCUACACUAAACCCCAGGCCUCCCCCUGGAGAUUCCCAGCAGGUCUUUCACUUAAUAACACCCUGCAUUCAUUUGCAAGCAAUUGUGGUUAUAAAUAGAAAUCUCCGCCCCCCCCCUUAUAAACAUCUGUUAUGUAAAAUAGUUCA